Echinops telfairi (small Madagascar hedgehog) is the source of this 1946-nucleotide messenger RNA. RefSeq names its product actin related protein 2/3 complex subunit 4 (gene ARPC4). The coding region runs from base 16 to 636 and encodes 206 amino acids. The record is from RefSeq and is a predicted model, not a curated record. Gene Ontology annotation, biological process: Arp2/3 complex-mediated actin nucleation; actin filament polymerization. NCBI's taxonomy places the organism in Eukaryota, Metazoa, Chordata, Mammalia, Afrosoricida, Tenrecidae. The transcript is spliced from 6 exons. Gene Ontology annotation, molecular function: actin filament binding. Gene Ontology annotation, cellular component: Arp2/3 protein complex; actin cytoskeleton.
CGCUCGGGAGCAGAGAUGGUACCGUCCGGAGGCCGGGCGGAGACUGCGGCUGCGCUUCUCCAGAAAGGGCAGGCGGCGCGGGGCCGGCCACUUCCGCACUUCCGCUUUCCGGCCCAGCCAGCCUCCGCGAUGACUGCCACUCUCCGCCCCUACCUGAGUGCCGUGCGAGCCACGCUGCAGGCGGCCCUCUGCCUGGAGAACUUCUCCUCCCAGGUCGUGGAGCGGCACAACAAGCCCGAGGUGGAAGUCAGGAGUAGCAAAGAGCUCCUGUUGCAGCCGGUGACCAUCAGCAGGAAUGAGAAGGAAAAGGUUCUGAUCGAGGGCUCCAUCAACUCUGUCCGGGUCAGCAUCGCAGUGAAACAGGCUGAUGAGAUUGAGAAGAUUUUGUGCCACAAGUUUAUGCGCUUCAUGAUGAUGAGAGCAGAGAAUUUUUUUAUCCUCCGAAGGAAGCCCGUGGAGGGGUAUGACAUCAGCUUCCUGAUCACCAACUUCCACACGGAGCAGAUGUACAAGCACAAGCUGGUGGACUUUGUGAUCCACUUCAUGGAGGAGAUCGACAAAGAGAUCAGCGAGAUGAAACUGUCGGUCAAUGCCCGAGCGCGCAUCGUGGCUGAGGAGUUUCUCAAGAAUUUUUAAACCAUCUGGCUGGAUCACGUGGCCUCCCCUUCUGCCUCCCCCACGUCUCUGCGAAGGCAUCCUGGAGUUAUUUCUUGGAGCCAAGAUGGCAGCUGGAGUGGGGAGCUGGGUUCGGGGUGGGCGCUCGAUGAGGGGGAGGGGUGGCGUGGCGUGCUUGCUAGCUGGGCAAGAAAGCAGCCGUGGACCGACCUGCCCCAAGGCCACGUGUGCCUGGUCAAGCUGGCUUCUGAUGUGCAGUCCCCUGGGCCGGGACAGGUUUUUUGUUUGGUUUUGUGUUUUUUUUAACGUCUUGAAACUUAAACUCUGUGCUUGUAGGAGACUGUAAUGGUUUAUUUUGUCUUGUUUUGUUUUUAAACAAACAACCUCCAGUGACGGUGACUGGUCCCAGUGAUUGUACCUUAUUGGUUGCUGUGGGUCUGGGCGGGCCUGGAGCCAGAAGGCGACUACUGUUCCUCCUCCUGUCACCCCACGUGGGGAGGGCGGGUGUAGACACUGGCUCCUCUCCCUGCCCGCCUGCUUGGGUCCAGAUGGAAGCUGUGAGGGCCCUCUGCUAGCCUUCUAAGCGCGGCCUGAAGAUGGCCACGUGGCACUGUUGGGAACAAGGGCUGAAGCAGUCAGUGGCUACCAGCUAUGCUUGGGAGCCGGAGGCCGAGAGCCAGACCACCUUUGACCACAGGGGCCCUUGGCGCUCGGCCUCACCCUGUCUGCCACGGCAGGGCCUGCUGGUGAUGGAGAGGCAGGCUCUCCACAGCCCAGACCUGGCCCUCCUCCCUCGCUCCCACGCUCGCUGUACUGUCUCCUAGCUGGUGGCUCCUCCCUUCCUUAAUUAAAAUACCUUCUUGCCCUUUGGGGCCUGCAUGAGUUCUGUGCUCUGUGUGUCUAUGAAAGGAGGGGAGCUGGAGGGCAGAGCCUCGCAGCUGGUACUUGUCAGAUCCUGAUGCCAACCCCGCCAAAGUCAGACCCCUUCUUGCAGGCUAGGCAGCAUCUCCUUGGGAGCCUGCGCCUUGGGAUCCUUCCCAUCCUUCCCUGUUCGGUAGCUGCCGUUGAACCCCGCCAGAGAGCAAGAGGUCAACUUGAGGGGCUGUAGCACACGUGGUUAGUGAAAUUAAUUUACAUACAGUCGUUUGAAAUCCAGCUUCUCGCUCCCACUAGCCACAUUCAAAGUGCUAAUCAUAAGUGACUAGUGGCCCCACAGCCGAGGACAUAGACGUGGAACGUGUCCGUCAUCACAAAGGUCUGGUCCACGGCGCUAGAGCUGUUGGGUGAGGCCUAGGAGUGGAAAAAUAAAAAUCCUUGAGUUUGUGGUCCAA